Messenger RNA from Gloeophyllum trabeum ATCC 11539, 675 nucleotides. RefSeq names its product septum-promoting GTP-binding protein 1. The record is from RefSeq and is a predicted model, not a curated record. The coding region runs from base 1 to 675 and encodes 224 amino acids. Gene Ontology annotation, molecular function: GTP binding; GTPase activity. NCBI's taxonomy places the organism in Eukaryota, Fungi, Basidiomycota, Agaricomycetes, Gloeophyllales, Gloeophyllaceae. The transcript has 5 exons.
AUGUCUGCAUCAGCUUCGACCUCCCAGCCGUCAACAUCUGCCAAUGUCGGUGCGGGAGCCAAGUCCCACCACCUCCUGGAGCACAAUGAGGAGAAAAACAGCGUGGUGAUCAAGGUCGGGAUGGUGGGAGACUCACAGAUUGGCAAGACAAGUCUCAUGGUAAAGUACGUAGAGGGCAGCUUCGAUGAGGACUAUAUUCAGACGCUGGGCGUUAAUUUCAUGGAGAAGACCAUCACCGUCCGGCGAACGACUAUAACCUUCUCGAUAUGGGACUUGGGCGGCCAGCGGGAGUUCGUCAACAUGCUCCCGCUGGUGUGCAACGACGCCGUCGCGAUCCUCUUCAUGUUCGACCUGUCCCGCAAGUCCACGCUGAAUUCGGUGAAGGAGUGGUAUCGACAAGCGCGAGGGUUCAACAAGACGGCAAUACCGUUCUUAAUAGGGACGAAGUUUGACACCUUUGCAACAUUUCCCAGGGAUGAGCAAGAGGAGAUCACGAAGCAGGCGAAGCGGUUUGCAAAGGCAAUGCACGCGUCGUUAAUAUUCUGUUCGACAUCAGCGUCGAUAAACGUGCAGAAGAUCUUCAAGAUCGUGCUUGCAAAGGCGUUCGACCUGAAGUGUGUCAUACCGGAAAUCGAGGGCGUCGGCGAACCCCUGCUAAUUUACCAUGAUGUAUGA